Molecule: messenger RNA, 1569 nt
Organism: Trichoderma harzianum CBS 226.95
Lineage: Eukaryota; Fungi; Ascomycota; Sordariomycetes; Hypocreales; Hypocreaceae
Exons: 5
Coding region: 1-1569 (522 amino acids)
Molecular function (GO): dipeptidyl-peptidase activity
Source: RefSeq, a predicted model, not a curated record
AUGGCGCAAUUCAUCGAUAACAUCCCGGUGCUCCAGGCUCCCCUUACAUCAAUUCAUGCCCCUGGCGCUCAAUAUAAUGGCCUCAACCCUGCAACUCGCACACUGACUGCAGGAUUUCAAAAAAAGUCUUCUCAUCGUCCAUUUCGCGCUGCUGCUAUUUUCGAACAGGAUAUAGAGGUUCCUCUUCGAGACGGAGUAGUCAUUCGGGCGGACGUCUUUCGACCAGCGGACGUAAAUGAUCCCGUCCCCGCGUUGGUGGUAUGGAGUCCUUACGGGAAAUCAGGUACUGACAUCAUUCUGGGACGCGUGGGUGUGGCCCAAAGCAGGCUCUCAGGGUUUGAGAGCUUCGAAGGGCCCGUCCCGGCAGAGUGGACAGCUAGGGGCUACGCCAUCGUCAAUGUGAACAGCCGAGGGUCAUACGACUCACAAGGCGAUGUCAGGUCAGCUUCAAAUCCCACCAGGGAGGGUCAUGAUGGCUAUGAUACCAUUGAACAUGUCGCAAGGUUGCCGUGGUGCAGUGGCAAGAUUGCCAUGGUCGGAAAUUCUUGGCUUGCGAUGGCUCAGUGGCAUAUUGCUGCACAGAAUCCUCCUCAUCUGACUUGUUUUGCUCCGCUGGAGGGCUGCAGUGACUUCUAUCGUGAGUCGCUAUGCAGGGGUGGUGUCCCUUAUCUACCAUUUUGGGGAUUCCUCGGAGGACAGACUCUCUUUGGAAGAAACAACCAGGAAGAUGUUAUUGGUAUGUUGGAAAAGUAUCCCCGAUUGAACGCAUACUGGGAAGACAAGAGGGCAAAGAUAGAGCAAAUUAAAAUUCCGUGUUAUGUCCUCGCCAGCUAUUCGACUGGUCUACAUACUAUCGGUUCUUUUCGUGAGCCCGAAUACAAUCACAUAUUCACCGAUUUCCCCGUUCCCAGCACGGAGUAUCGUAUCUAUUACCUAUCACAAGAUGGCACACUUACAUGGAGCCCAGACCAAAUGUCGACAACACUGUCAUAUCAGUCAGAUGUUACAGCUCUCCAGAUGGACUCUGACUCUGAAGAACUCAGCUUUGACUGUACGCUACCUACCGAUAGUUACCUCGUCGGGUAUUCCAAAGCGGUUCUUUACAUGUCAUGCCCAGAUCACGAUGACCUGGAUGUUUUUGUGCAAAUACGCAAGGCUGACUCCACUGGGGAAGUUCUUCAAAACAUCAAUAUUCCCCUCCAGGAGUUAGGUGUAGACGCCGAAGAGGUGGCCCUGAUCAACACCAACGUGUAUGUUGGACCAUUGGGUAUCCUCCGUGCCAGCCGUCGCAAAAUAGAUAUGGAUAGAUCGAAGCCGCAUUGGGCCCUCCAUAGCCAUAACGAGGAUGAAAAGAUCUCGCCAGGGACGAUUGUAAAGCUCGAAAUUGGCAUCUGGCCGUCUGGUAUAAAAUUUGAAAAGGGAGAGAAGCUGGUAUUUAAAGUGUCUGGGCAUGACAUGAGGCUGGCCGAGUUCGAACCGCUGCGUGGCAAAUUUACAACAAGCAACAAAGGGCUCAUUUUGUGCACAUGGGUGCAGACUAUCCUAGCUAUGUCCAGGUUCCCUUUAUAA